GCCGUCGAUAGGCCCAGGGACAAGCCGGUACCCGUGCACCUGAGGUGGGUGCCAACCCAAGGCGGCCUCAGGGCAGUCUAGAGCUAGGGCUGAUGGGUUGGGCUGACUGCCUCUCUCUCUCCAUCCUGGUCUCCAUCCUCUCGGUAUAUGAUGGAUGACUCCUCCGGACAGCUUCGUGGGCUGCAUUCUUGCCGCUGAGCCGUGGCAGAGACAGCUUCCUCUCUUUCCUCCCUUCCUAUUCGCACUCUUUUGUCCGUGCGUCCUUGACCUUCGGGUGCGCCUUCCCACAGCUUCGCGCGAACCCCACCUCGACGUGCCUGGCGUCCUCACAUGCGAAACAGCUUGAGCAUCUGCCCUGCCCAGCCUUGGCCCUGACCCACGACUUACAGUUGCUUCGCCGCGCACCCUCAAAGAGCGUCGUGAUCGUCACUCUGGGACAGCCAUGCAGGCCGCAUCGUCGCCCGGGACGCCCAGCCCGCCGCUGGCUGGCACAGAGGCCCGGCAAUGGAGCUUCCACAGCAUGCCCUCUCCCCGCAUUGCCGUCCACGACGAUGCCACCGUGAGCCCUGGCUUCGAGCGGCCACCCCUGGCUCCUCACCUGUCGGCACCUCCAGGUCCCCAGUAUCAGAGCCCCCUGAGGCAGCAUAAGCGUACCCCCUCACAACAUCGUGAGAUCAAGGAAACCCUUAAUGCCAGAACGCAGUAUACUAGUGACGAGACAGAGGGCACCCAGCACCGCAUAAACCAAUAUGUCAUCCGCCAGGAGAUUGGCCGCGGGUCUUACGGUGCUGUACACCUCGCGACCGACCAGUUUGGCCAGGAAUAUGCGGUCAAGGAGUUUUCCAAAACACGGCUCCGGAAACGCAUCCAGUCAAACAUCCUGAGGCGUCCAGACAUGACUGCUGGUGGUAGUGCUGGGCCGGGCCCAGGUCGCCUCAUGGCCCAGCGCCGACAAUUCCAGUCGCAAAAGGCGGCCGAGAUCAAAGAUGCCCUGUACCUCAUCCGGGAGGAGACUGCCAUCAUGAAGAAGCUGAACCACCCGAACCUGGUGGCCCUGAUCGAAGUGCUGGAUGAUCCAGAAGAGGACUCUCUGUACAUGGUCCUCGAAAUGUGCCACAAGGGCGUCGUCAUGAAAGUCGGGCUCGACGAGGAUGCUGAGCCGUACAGUGAAGAUAUGUGCAGGACAUGGUUCCGCGACCUGAUUCUGGGCAUAGAGUAUCUACAUGCGCAAGGAGUGGUCCAUCGCGACAUCAAGCCAGACAAUCUUCUCCUGGCAGCUGACGACUGCCUCAAGAUUGUCGACUUUGGUGUAUCAGAAAUGUUUGAGAAGCCUGAUCUAAUGGUGACCAAGAAGUCCGCAGGCUCCCCGGCGUUCCUCCCUCCAGAGCUAUGUGUCGCAAGACACGGCGAUGUCUCUGGCACAGCGGCAGAUAUCUGGUCCAUGGGAGUCUCGCUGUACUGCCUCAGAUACGGCAAGCUGCCAUUCAACAAGCCAGGCGUGCUGGAGAUGUAUGAAGCAAUACGUAACGACGAGGUCCCAAUACCAUCAGAUGAAGGGCCCCUCUUCGCAGACUUGAUGUCCAAAGUUCUAAACAAGGACCCAGACACCAGGAUAACAAUGACAGAACUUCGGGAACACCCUUGGGUCACAAACGAAGGCAGCGACCCGUUGCUCAGCAAAGAGGAGAACUGCGCCACUCUUAUCGAGGCCCCAGACGAGAUGGAGGUGAAUCACGCCUUCACCCGUAAGAUGAGCCACAUGUUCUACGUUAUGCGGGCUAUUCACCGGUUCAAGUGCCUCAUCUCCAAAAGCAAAGCCUCUACCCCAGAGCCAACAACCUCGCGAACAUUUAGCUCCCUAGGUCUCCCCAGCAGGAUCGUACUACCAGGGGUGGAGAAGAUGAAGAGCCUGGCGUCUGGCGUCCUGCCGACUCCUCAGCUACUGUCUCCAUUGUCAUUAUCAACACCAAGCGAUAACAAUAACAACCUUAAUGACAACACGACGUCGGGUGGUAAGACGGUCGCAGAGGAAGCCGCCGAGCUUGUCAGACAACGGCGGGCGUUCCUCGCCUCACAAGAGGGUGCAAGCCAAGCUGCCCUGUCUCUACCACCCGCCGCAGCUGGAACAGACACCAGUGUCCGGACUCCACAUCAACCCAAGUGGCCGCCUCCUGGGCUGGGCAUACACACCGACCUUGACGACGGGCACGAAACUCUCAUUCAUGGCGAUGCCUCGGCGCAGCAGCAGCAGUUCGUGUCGGAUUCGCCCACCGGCAUCGACUUUGAGGACCUCCACGGCGAGUCGAUCUACGACCGCGCCUUCUCGGCCGAGAUCAAGCGCAUCCGGUCCCAGAAGCACAAGGAGAGGUCCAAGACUUACCUCACCCGCCUCCUCGGCGCAAAGGAGGUGGAGAAGUGGGCCGCGGACGACUGCAUGAUUGUCGAGGCGGGCAGGAGUCUGGCCGCAAAGGUCGGCGCGAUCGGCGGCGACGGCAGCGGCAAGGUCAGCUUUGGUAGCAGGAAUACUGGUGGCCACGGUGUUGGCGGGGCCGCCGCGGCCGCAGGUGGGGAUAUGAGGGAUCUCCUUGCCAGUAGGUUGACGACGGCGAGGCGGGAUAUCCAAGAAGGGGCGGCCAAGGUUGACGGCAUUGCCCGGGAGCAGGGGAUGAAGUUUGCGGAUCUGGUUGCGCAGAUGACAAAAAGCAAGCAGGCGGGAGCUGGGAUAGGGGCGGAGAUAGAGACCCAGCAAGCGAGAGAGCCGUGAUGUCGAUGUUGACGUCGAAAAGAAGUAAGCAGUAGAUCUCAACUGUGGAUGUAAUUUGUACUUGUUGCCAUUGUCAGAUGGCUGUGGAGGGGCGGCAAGCGGAAGAUCAACACAAAGUCGGGGAAGCACGAGCGAGUAGCGGGAAAGGAUUCAUACGUAUAUGUAUAUACAUAACUAUACGUCAACCAAACAAAAGCUACAUCGAUUCUUGA
Microdochium trichocladiopsis is the source of this 2976-nucleotide messenger RNA. RefSeq names its product kinase-like domain-containing protein. Gene Ontology annotation, molecular function: ATP binding; protein serine/threonine kinase activity. Gene Ontology annotation, cellular component: cytoplasm. The coding region runs from base 443 to 2764 and encodes 773 amino acids. The record is from RefSeq and is a predicted model, not a curated record. NCBI's taxonomy places the organism in Eukaryota, Fungi, Ascomycota, Sordariomycetes, Xylariales, Microdochiaceae. Gene Ontology annotation, biological process: protein phosphorylation; intracellular signal transduction. The transcript is spliced from 7 exons.